GUCCCCUCAGUCAACGGCGCACACCAAUGUUUCUGCCAACUCGUAUUGAAAUCACGCAAAUUGCUGCGUCGGCUCUACCACUUUUCUGAUACAUGAAAGCACCCUUGAAAUAUGUACAUCACCGCAUCCCAGCAUCAACCUCUUCGUUCCUUUUACAUGUUGAAGAUCGCAGAGAUGAUGGCAGCUGGGCAGGUUUGAUCCAUCACGUCUCCCGCAUCAGGUCUGUGUCUUUAACAUGCACAGUGGCCCAUAGAACGGACGGACACCUGAUGAUCAGGUCAGGUCACCUAGUGCUAGAAUUGCGCUCACCAAGUACAAUCUACAUGGCCACUUCGCCCUCCUGUAACACCACGGCACCUCUUUCAAGGAAACAGACCACCUUCGAUGACGAGAGUCGCUGUCUCCACCUAAUUUGGACCUAGAAGCUGAAUUGUUCAGCCAGAGCUCCUAGAAGUUGAUGAGGUAUCGCGCCUCCUACUAACCUCGUUGAAAUGGACCCGAAAUUCUGACGUGAUACUAUACUGUAAGACAAUGUCAUCAGUCGCUUGGUCUGCAAAGUACUUUGUUUGUGCCUCGCUUCCUAUCUUGUUCUUACGAAGGAAAUUCCAGAAUCAUUGGCACUUUCGACCAAG
Suillus subaureus is the source of this 632-nucleotide messenger RNA. RefSeq lists its product as uncharacterized. The coding region runs from base 93 to 422 and encodes 109 amino acids. Lineage: Eukaryota; Fungi; Basidiomycota; Agaricomycetes; Boletales; Suillaceae. The transcript has 2 exons. The record is from RefSeq and is a predicted model, not a curated record.